ACUGUCGUGGUCUCUCCAACCACAGGCUCUCGCACCGCCGCCGAGUGCGGCGCCUGCCUGCCUGGCUUCCACGAACAUGCCGGCCACUGCGUGUCCUGCCCCACGACAACCCUGGGGCGCUGUCCAGAGCCCUGUGUGGCCAUCUGUGGCUGGAGGCAGAUGUUCUGGAUGCAGCUGCUGCUGGCCAGCCUGGCUGUCCUACUCCUGCUUGGGGCCGUCCUGACCUAUGUAUACUGCUGCUGCAGGCCUUCCAAGCCCAGGGUGGCUGCAGAACAAUCUGGGGUGGAGGCUUGGACGCCCCUGCAGGUGACCCACUCCUCACCGCCAGAGUGCGCCCGCGCCCUUCUGGUGCCACCCAGUGAGAAGGCCCACCUGGAGAAUGGCCGGACCCCCUGCGCCCCCCAGGAGGUCCCCUGGGGCCAGCUGCCCUGCAGAGCUCUUGGUCCCACGCCGCUGCCCGCGCCCCCGCCAGCUCCGCCUGCAGGCGCGGCGGCCUCGGUGCUGCAGCCCGGCGCGCAGCUCUACGACGUGGCGGACGCGGUGCCCGCGCGGCGCUGGAAGGAAUUUGUGCGCACGCUGGGGCUGCGCGAGGCGGAGAUCGAGGCGGUGGAGGUGGAGGUCGGCCGCUUCCGCGACCAGCAGUACGAGAUGCUCAAGCGCUGGCGCCAGCAGCAGCCCGCCGACCUGCGCGCCGUCUACGCGGCCCUGGAGCGAAUGGGGCUGGACGGCUGCGCCGAGGACCUGCGCAGCCGGCUGCAGCAGCGCGGCCCGUGAGGCGGGACCCGCCCGCCACCCCAGGCUACGUGGGCGUCCCCGAAGACCUAAGUACAGUUACUUAUGCGUGUAGACAUUUUAUGUCACUUAACAAGAAGCCCCUGGGUUGGCCCUGAGAGCAGCGCCGGCGCCCCCAAGGCCCGGUUCAGCCCAAAAAGCAGGAUGAAUAGCGCGAGGGGUUUAGCUGAUUCCUUGGUA
This is a messenger RNA of Condylura cristata (star-nosed mole), 972 nucleotides long. RefSeq names its product tumor necrosis factor receptor superfamily, member 25 (gene TNFRSF25). The record is from RefSeq and is a predicted model, not a curated record. The annotation marks the transcript as partial. Lineage: Eukaryota; Metazoa; Chordata; Mammalia; Eulipotyphla; Talpidae. Gene Ontology annotation, cellular component: plasma membrane. Gene Ontology annotation, biological process: signal transduction. Gene Ontology annotation, molecular function: protein binding. The transcript has 6 exons.